Messenger RNA from Nanorana parkeri, 3053 nucleotides. Its product is annotated as fibronectin-like. Gene Ontology annotation, molecular function: integrin binding; proteoglycan binding. The transcript is spliced from 18 exons. Bases 42 to 3053 code for a protein of 1003 amino acids. Lineage: Eukaryota; Metazoa; Chordata; Amphibia; Anura; Dicroglossidae. Gene Ontology annotation, biological process: cell-substrate junction assembly; nervous system development; heart development. The record is from RefSeq and is a predicted model, not a curated record.
GGAUGCCCUAGACUGGACAAAGAGAAGGAAACGUCUGGCAAAUGAAGCAUCCCAGCCGUAUUUCAAUGGACAGCUUAACUCUUCAUCUUCUCAUCUUUAAAAGUAUUUUCCAGAUUGUACGUAAUAUGGAGUGUGGUGAAAGAGAUAUUGGAACGGUUGCCCUUAUGGCAGAGUGGUCUGCUUUUCCUGAAGGUUUCAAUCCUGAUAACUAUUUUUUUAUGUAUCAUCCUAUCAAUAAGCAGAUCAUACUGCAGGCAUCUGCUGUUCAACAAGUUUAUAAUACUUAUACUUCAUUAAAUAACCUUGAAGAGAAGCACACAUAUAAUGUCACCAUUAAAUCCAUGAAAGAUGGCAAUACUUUAAGUGUUAGAUCAUUUUUAACAAAAACAUUUGCUCUUUCUGAUAUUAAGAUUGUUGUGACAAGUACAUCUGUGUCCUUCUCAUGGAGCAAAAUCAGUAGUCACUUUACUGUUUCCAUCAUGAUGAACAAUUCAUCUGGAAAUAUGUUGAAGAAACAUGAUUUUUACGAAUGGAACAAUUUGAUACCUGGGUGUCUUUACACUUUCAUAUUUACUUUGAAACAACAUUAUCUUGGCUUUAUUAACGUUACUCAGAAUAUUGACAUUACAGUUAUAACAGGGCUUUGUUCUGAGGGCUGGUCUGCAUUCAAAGGCAGUUGCUAUAGACUCAGCAUGGAUAGAAACUCUUGGAAUAUUGCUGAACACAACUGUAAAGCUCUUCACCCUGAAGCCCAUCUUGUAAAGGUUCACUCAAUUGAUGAACAGCUAUUUUUAAGUAGUUUCCUGCAUAUGAAAAAUGAAGUUAUCUUAUUAUGGAGUGGCCUUUCUGAUGAGAUGGCUGAAGGAGAAUUAGUAUGGACAGAUGGAUCUUCCUAUGAUUUAGACACAUCUGAAGUUCCACUGUUGUCAAACUUACCUGAGAAUGAGACAGAUUGUUACGCUUUGCAACAAAACGCAACUGGUCCAAAUUAUUUUUACACAGCGUUUUUUUGCCGAAUGGAGUUGCCAUACCUUUGUGAAUAUGAGUUUCCAGAAGUUCCAGAAAACUUUACAUAUUUUUCAGAAGCUGUUACAGAAAGUCAAGUAUUAUUUCAUUUGGAUAAUUUACCCGACUUUUCUCACAAAGGCUAUUACCCUUUCAUCAAAUAUUAUUUCGACAACAAAUAUGACGAUCUUGAAAGAGUGAACCCUAAUUCUACAUACAUAUCUUUAAAGAGGUUGAGCCCAGCACAAAUAUAUCAUGUUAUUCUAUGCAUGAGGGACAGCAAAGGAUCACAAUAUAAUUUGAGUCCAGUUAUUCCAGUACAGACAAGGCCUUUGUAUCCUAAAAAUCUGACAGCCACAAAAAUAUCUUCAUCGAGCUUAAGUUUAAAAUGGAAUCCACCGGCAAACUCAUUUGACUCAUCGCGUUUGUGCGGAUAUAAGCUUACAGUCGUUGAUGUCAAAGAAAACAUACUUUCAACUUUAAUGGAAGCAAAGAACAGAACUUCAACUACCAUUACAAACUUAAGACCAUAUAACAAGUACAAGAUUUUCAUACAAACUGUAGGAGAAAGUGGGGUACUGAGUUCAGUGGAAAAAAUUGUGUCACUAGUGACAGGGAUUAGUCCACCCCAAAGAGUUUUAAUUAAACCAGAUGAAGUACAAGAAGAAUCAGUGGUCAUCCACUGGGAAUCUCCACAAGAAACUCGUUUAGUCUACAUUGAGGUUAAACCUGUUCUGGAUAUUUCUGAACCCAGUUCUUAUUUUGCGCAUGAUAACAACAGCUUUGUUAUUGGAUCAUUAGUGCCUGGCAUGACCUAUGAAAUAGGACUCUCUGCAGUGAUUAAUGGAAAUAAGAGUGAAAAGAUCACCAUUCAGCAAACCUUACGGCCUAAACCAGUUACUCUCGUGGUCCCAUAUGAACAGAGUACACAUGCAGUGGUUUUGUUUGUCCAGGUGCAAGCUGUGGGUGUGUUUGAUGGCAUAUUUAUAAUAAACACCAAUGACCCCAAGAGAAAUAUGUCUUUUCCACCUCUGACUCAUGGUACUUUUGCAAUUGAUCAGCUCACUCCAGGCACGCAAUAUAAGUUCCAAGUACAUACUAAAAGCAAGAAUAUGCUAAGUACUCCAUACAAAAUGUCUUCUGUCAAAACAUGUUUGGCGAGUCCAUCUAAUGUACAUGAAGGUGAAGUCACAGAUACCUCUAUUCAAGUAAUUUGGGACAGAGCAGAAGGGGGUUUUCAGCAAUAUGAAAUUAUUUGCACAAACUGCUCAGAGACAUUCAUGGUUCAAAAAGUCACAAAAGAAAGGGCCAUAUUUGCAUCAUUGAUACCUGGAACAGUUUAUGCGUUCACUGUGUCUACAGAAAAAGAGCUAUUUAGAGACAGUCCAGCUGUUACGGUAGAAAUUCAAACAUCUCCAAGCAUAGCUGGCAAUAUCAGCUUCACUGUAACUACAGAUUCAGUAAAUGUCACUUGGCAAGUUUGUGGACAGUCUGAUGGAUAUAUCAUUUUCUUAACUUCUGAAACUAUCAACAGAACAGAAACUGUGCUACGAUCUAAAAGAUCGCGUUUAUGUUCCACCGCUACUCAACUAACCGCGAUAACCGUAAAACACAUAACAACAGCGAUCAACUCAGUGGAUCGUGAUAUGCUGAUACGCACCUGGGAGGAAUUCUCUUAUCGCAUUGAUGUUGCCCGUGCUGCAGAUGGUGGUCACAUUGAACACUUGUGGCAUACUUUUAACCAUCUCUUGCCAGGAGUUGACUACCACAUCAGUAUUUUCUCAACCUUUGGAUCAAAGAAAAGCCCCCCAGCUGUUUUAUGUCUUGUCACAGCCCCUGAACCUCCUUCCGCUCUGCAGAUUCUUGGACAAGAGGAGAGCACUAUUUACUUGUCUUGGGAACCUCCACGAGGUGGACAUGACAUGUUUCAAAAGUUUAGUUGCACAACUUUUGUUGUGCUGCCCAUUCCAUCUUCCUCCAUCUACUGUGUGGAACCUGAAGUCUCCUGGUAUAUGAGACAUGCAUAUCCCAGGAGACUGCAGGAGUGA